Conger conger (European conger) is the source of this 2314-nucleotide messenger RNA. Its product is annotated as ATP-sensitive inward rectifier potassium channel 1-like. Gene Ontology annotation, biological process: potassium ion import across plasma membrane; regulation of monoatomic ion transmembrane transport. The transcript is spliced from 2 exons. The record is from RefSeq and is a predicted model, not a curated record. Lineage: Eukaryota; Metazoa; Chordata; Actinopteri; Anguilliformes; Congridae. Gene Ontology annotation, molecular function: ATP-activated inward rectifier potassium channel activity. Gene Ontology annotation, cellular component: plasma membrane. Bases 176 to 1303 code for a protein of 375 amino acids.
GGUGAGAAAAAGUUCUACUGCUACUCUUCUAAGGACACACCUCCGCGUACACAUACUCCUACGCUGCCGUUGCAGUGAGCCUGUAGCGAGAGGAAGGGAUCCACGUCCGCCCCCGCUACUUCUGCAGAGUACCUCUGCCCUUCUCCUGAGCCAGAAACACUCCGGCCCCCCCGGAAUGUUCCAGACUUUCCAGAAGCGGUUCCACGAAUACCUGGCGGCCCGGCGGAUCCAGAGGACCCGCCUGGUGGGCAAGGAUGGCCGCUGCAACAUCGAAUUCGGCAACGUGCGGCACAGAAACCACUUCGCCUUUCUGAUGGACUUCUGGACCACGUUCGUGGAGAUCCGCUGGCGUUUUAUACUGCUCCUUUUCGUUGCCGCCUUCGCUGGAAGCUGGUUCCUCUUUGGCCUCCUCUGGUACUGGAUUGCCAAGAGCAACGGGGACCUCCGGUGGCAGGAGCCACUCGAGAACCACACCCACUGCGUGGACAACGUCAACGGGCUGACAACCGCCUUCCUCUACUCCCUGGAGACGCAGACGACCAUCGGCUACGGCGGGCGAGCCCUGACAGAGCAUUGCGGGGGCGCCGUCGCCCUGCUCAUAAUCCAGUCGAUCCUGGGCACCGUUAUCAACUGCUUUAUGUGCGGAAUCAUCCUGGCCAAGAUCUCGCUGCCUAAGAAGAGGGCCAAGACCAUCACAUUCAGCGACAUGGCCGUCAUCUGCCCCAAGCGGGAUGGGCUUUGCCUGCGCAUCCGCGUGGCCAACCUUCGCAAGACCCUCCUGAUCGGAAGCCAGAUUUACGGCAAGCUGCUGAGGACCACGGUCACGCCGGACGGCGAGACCAUUAUAAUGGACCAGGUCAACAUUGACUUUGUAGUGGACGCCGGCAAGGACAACCUUUUCUUCGUCUGCCCACUGCUGCUCACCCACGUCAUCGACAAGGCCAGCCCCUUCUUCGAGAUGGCUGUGGACACGCUACACAAGCAGGAGUUUGAGCUGGUGGUCUUCCUGGAGGGCACGACUGAGUCCACCAGCUACACCUGCCAGGUGCGCACCUCCUUCAUCCCCCAGGAGAUCCAGUGGGGUUAUAACUUCCUGCCCAUAAUCUCCCGCACCAAGGAGGGAAAGUACAGGGUGGACUUCUCCAACUUCUCCAAGACCGUGCCUGUGGCGACCGCACACUGCGCCUACUGCUUCCACAACGAGAAAGGCCACCACCACCACCUCAACCAAAACACCGGCGUGGAAAACCAAGGCUUUGAGGUGAUCGACAUCCAUGAACAAUCGGACGGUACCAAGAUGUGACCUACCCUUCAGGGUCCGGGGGCAUGAGAUCAGUUUAUCUCAGGCAGGGCAGACCAAACCCAGCCAUGGUGAGCCCACCAUGUCCAGGCCUCUUCCCCCAAGAACUAUUCACAGAACUCAGGUGGGGGCUAGAAGGUCACAGAACAGCAUCUGUGCGACACUGGAGACAGUUCCAAAGCGGGGCGUGUCAGGUGGCAGGACAUAUGACACGGAUCGCUGCUACGUCCACUACUUACAAUUUGUGUAGGAUUAGUGAGCAAUGUCCACUGCCAAUUUUUUUUUAAAAUCAGAUUAAGGUAACAGGCAACGUUACCUUAAAUCCAGAAAUGACAUCACCACUAAGAUCCCUUCUUGGAAUGAUUCUGUGUUUUCAAAUGAACAAUUGUUUACCAGGCCAUGAAACGGCACAAAGGAAGGUGAUGCAAUUUGUACCCUUUUUUUUUUUUUAAGCUAAAAAAACUACACAACCUCAUGUGUGUCAAAAAAGAGGAAAGUUGGACCUAAAUUUGAGGUUAUUGAAUUUUCUAUACUGUGAAGCAGAGGAUGGUGGAAGUGGGGGUUGGGUCAUCCACAUUUUUGUUAAUUAAUCUUAAAUGAGAGAUUGUUUAGUAAUUAAUUUAGCAAAAUAUUAAUUUAUAAGUAAAGCCUUACGUAACUUUGUGGGGAUUACAGUUUAAGUAAUAAUUUAUGUAAUAUUUACUGUACGAGCAGUAGCAAUAAGUGGGGUUGAUUACCAGGGAUUUUACUCAGCACAGCUGUGUGUUUUAAUAGUGUUCAUUUUUCUCCAUAUUAAUUGAGGGCCAAAACACUCAGGAAAUAUGAACUGCAGUGGAAUGAAUGUUCUGACACUGAAUGUUAGCUGCAGACAGCCACGUCAAAGAGUCAAGCGCUAAUGCUAUUCUGUAUGCGUGGGGAACAAAAUAUGUACGAUGUGUUCUUUGUAGUAGUUUUGUAUCUUAACUCAGGGGAAAACACCACUGGCAAUGAAUAAAAGACUUAUUUUUUUCUGAA